Messenger RNA from Myotis brandtii (Brandt's bat), 1589 nucleotides. It is a transcript of the gene STMN3, whose product is annotated as stathmin-like 3. The transcript has 5 exons. Gene Ontology annotation, molecular function: tubulin binding. The record is from RefSeq and is a predicted model, not a curated record. Gene Ontology annotation, cellular component: neuron projection; cytoplasm. Gene Ontology annotation, biological process: microtubule depolymerization; regulation of microtubule polymerization or depolymerization; neuron projection development. NCBI's taxonomy places the organism in Eukaryota, Metazoa, Chordata, Mammalia, Chiroptera, Vespertilionidae. The coding region runs from base 239 to 748 and encodes 169 amino acids.
UGCAUGGAGAUUGGGGACCAGCUUUGGGCAGAAAGCGUCCCUCCUCCAGCCAGGGCGGGUGGCCAGAGAGCUGCCCUGAGGGGCCCUGGUCCUGCUCCUCUCUGAGCCUGCGGGCGGGACCAUGGCAGCCUCUUGUGGGGAGUACUUCUCAGCGUUUUCUCUCGCUCACCCUCCUUAGUGGUGAAAACCCUGCUCAAUAGGCCUCCUCCCCCUCCAUCUGACAGCCUACAAGGAGAAGAUGAAGGAGCUGUCAGUGCUGUCGCUCAUCUGCUCCUGCUUCUACUCACAGCCACACCCCAACACCAUCUACCAGUAUGGGGACAUGGAGGUGAAGCAGCUGGACAAGAGGGCCUCUGGCCAGAGCUUUGAGGUCAUCCUCAAGUCCCCUUCUGACUUGUCACCAGAGAGCCCUGUGCUCUCAUCCCCCCCCAAGAGGAAGGACACCUCCCUGGAGGAGCUGCAGAAGCGGCUGGAGGCAGCUGAGGAGCGGAGGAAGACGCAGGAGGCGCAGGUGCUGAAGCAGCUGGCGGAGCGGCGCGAGCACGAGCGGGAGGUGCUGCACAAGGCGCUGGAGGAGAACAACAACUUCAGCCGCCUGGCGGAGGAGAAGCUCAACUACAAGAUGGAGCUCAGCAAGGAGAUCCGCGAGGCGCACCUGGCGGCGCUGCGCGAGCGGCUGCGCGAGAAGGAGCUGCAUGCCGCCGAGGUGCGCAGGAACAAGGAGCAGCGAGAGGAGAUGUCCGGCUAAGGGGCUUUGAACACCACAGCGCCUGGAUCCUGAGCCGAGACAAGAACACAUUCGGGUUUUGUUUUUGUUUUGUUCAGCUCUGUCUAGAUGAACAUUUUGUUCCCGCUCCUCCCCUCUCCUCCCACACUCCCAGCUUUAUGCUUCUCUUUCCGCACUCUGAGCUGUCCAGUCCCGGGGCAGCCGCUGGCCACGGCUCUCCUUGGAGGAGUCACGGGCGGGGUGGGGGUGGGGCACAAGGUCCCUCAGUUCAGGCACCAGGCCGGGUGGUGGCCGGGUCCCCCCUUGGCCCUCCUCUUAGUGGAUGUGAUGGGACCAGCAGUGGUGGCAGGAACAUGUAGGGCUUUAUGCUGGGCAGUCCCACCCCUCCGCUGGGCACUGGCGGCAGGGUCCCUGCUGACCAUCCUCUUGGUGGAGAGCAGGAGGGGACAGACUACAAGUCCUUGCAGGACCCAGAGCCGGUGCCUCAGAUACCAGGUGGUUGCAGCCCCCAGAGCCCAGCUUCCUUCCUGCAGAAAUGAAUGGGGGCCCAGCCAGGGAUCAGGGUGGAAGCUGAUCCCCGGGGCUUAGGGGGAGGUAGGGACCCAGGCCUCCUCGUCCCCAUCGAGAUAGCCUCCGAGGAGGGAUAAGCGAGAAGUGAGCCCAGCAAUGUCCGCCUGCAGCUUUGGUGGGACUCAGAGGGGUGUGGAAAGGGAGCUGAAGGCGGAGUUUCUUUUAGCUGCGGCAGCUCUCAUCGCGGAAGCCUAGUGUAAAUGCACCCAUCUCAUCCUGUAGUGAAAGUGAACUUAAAAACUAAAUCAAAUGAGCAAUUAAAGAAAAAACAAACUUGUGUGUUUAAGAAACA